AUGUUAUUUUUCACGUUCUUCAACAUUUAUCAUUAUUUUAUGGGAGUUCUUGGUGUUUUUUUGAAUUUGUUACUUUUACUGGUAUCAAUUUUCUUUUCACCAUUGCAAAUUAAAAAAUAUCGGAUAUUAAUUGUGAACUUUGCAAUUGCUGACAUGGGGGCGGCAUUUUUCACUCUUUUUGUUGAGCAAAGAAUAAUUCCAAUCGGAAAAUCAAUGAUUCAUGUGUCAUACGGAUUUUGUCAUUUGAUAUCAAAACUUGCUUGUUAUGCCGGAUAUUCAAUAUUUCUUCAUUUUUUCAUGCAUUCAAUGUGGUCCCUUCUAAUCUCUUUCACAUAUCGAUAUUAUAUUUUGGAAUAUGGAACACCUUCAAAAUAUCAAAUAAUUGCUGCGAUCUUCUUUUUCUAUAUUCCAUCUUUUUGCCAAGCUGUUAGUUUUAUUUUCUCAGAAGGUGAUGAGAAUGAAAUGAUGACACUACUUCAACAGAAUUUUCCAAAUUAUACAUUUGAUAAAACAAUGGUAACUGGCAAUCCAGAUAUGCUUGCUCCAGCUUCUCUAUUCACAAUUUUGCAUAUGACUGUUCCUAUUUUUCCGAUUUAUCAUAUAAUUCUCACUAUGCGUUCAAAAAUAAUAAAGAAGUUAGAAACCACUACACAACAUCUCCGUAAAGAAACUCGAAACCUUCAUAAACAACUUCUGAAAGCCUUGACAUAUCAAGCAUUUCUCCCUCUAUUUUUUGUGAUCAGCGUUAUUAUAUUCUUUGUUCAACUUCUCGGUUUUUAUUCCAAUCCAGUUUUAGAAUGUUUGAUUUUCUCAAUCCCUGCAUUUAUCCCAGUUUGUUCUGCAUUGAUCUCAAUUACUCAUAUCAAACCAUAUCGGGAUAUUAUUAUCAGGUGGAUUUUGAUUAUUUUCCGAAGAAAAGUUGCAACAAAGCAAGAAAUGUUUACAGUAUCAUUUUCGUUGGGCAAAAAAUCAACAGUAAAUAGACAAUCAGUUAUUGCAGAUUUUUGA
Molecule: messenger RNA, 1008 nt
Organism: Caenorhabditis angaria
Lineage: Eukaryota; Metazoa; Nematoda; Chromadorea; Rhabditida; Rhabditidae
Source: the annotation of a GenBank genome assembly